Xyrauchen texanus (razorback sucker) is the source of this 723-nucleotide messenger RNA. RefSeq names its product acrosin. The transcript has 5 exons. Gene Ontology annotation, biological process: proteolysis. The record is from RefSeq and is a predicted model, not a curated record. The coding region runs from base 1 to 723 and encodes 240 amino acids. Gene Ontology annotation, molecular function: serine-type endopeptidase activity. NCBI's taxonomy places the organism in Eukaryota, Metazoa, Chordata, Actinopteri, Cypriniformes, Catostomidae.
AUGUUGGUUCCCUCAAAGCAGUUUCGCAUUACAGGAGGGCAUUCUGCAUUAGAGGGUUCAUGGCCUUGGCAGGUGAGUAUACAGUGGAUGUCGAGCCAUAUUUGUGGAGGAUCCAUCAUCAGCCAUCAGUGGGUAGUCACUGCAUCCCACUGCUUCAAGAAUAGAAACAACUAUAAACUGAGAGUAGUGGCAGGACUGAAUUAUCGAUUCAGCCAACGAAAGGAUGUCCAGUAUCGCUCGGUUCAGCAAGUGAUCCUGCAUGAGAUGUUCAACCCAUCAAACUAUGACAAUGAUGUGGCACUUUUGCAACUGCAUCGCCCACUGUAUUUCACUAAUUAUGUGCAGCCUGUGUGCAUAAUUGAAAAUGAGAUGGAUGAGAAACAACUCAACUUUAGCUUAUGUUAUAUCACUGGUUGGGGAAGCUCAGUGUCAGAAGGAAUGCUAGCUAACGCACUUCAGGAAGCUGAAGUUGAGCUCAUUGAUACGAUAACCUGUAAUCAGAGAGGCUGGUAUAAUGGCCAUGUUAAUGACAACAUGAUUUGUGCAGGAUUUGACCAAGGUGGUGUUGACACAUGUCAGGGUGACAGCGGUGGCCCUCUACAGUGUUACAGUGAAGACCUGGAGAGAUUUUACCUUUAUGGUGUAACAAGUCACGGAGAGGAUUGUGCAUUGCCGAGGAAACCUGGCAUAUAUACUCGAGCUAGCCGUAUAUGGGCAUAUUAG